Messenger RNA from Cotesia congregata, 2487 nucleotides. The record is from the annotation of a GenBank genome assembly. NCBI's taxonomy places the organism in Eukaryota, Metazoa, Arthropoda, Insecta, Hymenoptera, Braconidae.
AUGUCUUCAAGUCUUGAUAUUAGUAUCGAUACUUCAGAGAUAUUAGACAUUGCUGAAAAACUUAUUGAUGAUGUUGAAAAAAAAAUUGCUCAAGUUAAUUAUGGUAUAAAGAAUUUUCGUCUUGAUGACAGCAGCUACGCUGAUGAAAGUGUGUUAUAUAUACGAGAAGUUGUUAAUGCUAAAUUCAAGGAAUUAAAUCGUGACAUAUUGUCACUUGAUGAUAAUUAUUGUUCUGAUGGAAACGAAAUUGAAUAUCAACAUUGUCAUUGCGAACAACGAAACAAUAAUACGAUGGAGAUGCCUAGAGUUUUUACAUUAAAUAAUAAUAACAAUAAACAAAUAAUUACUAAUGAAGAACAAAAAAGUGGUUCGGAAAGUAAACCCCAAUUGAAAGUUAAAAUAAAAAAAGGUAUUUUGAAUAAAACUGAUUCUAUUAAAAGUCAAUCUAGUCAAUUAUCAGUAAUUAGCUCACUAAAACUUGAUUUAUUAUCAAAUGAUAAUAAUAUCAUUAAGAGAAAUAAUUCUAACAUAUCUGAAUUGAAAAAUGACUCGUGCGAACAAAAACAAAAAAAAGAAAGUUCUGUUGAUAUUGCAGUACAAACAAGUAUUCAAGAAACCCCGCAUAAAAAACCUGCUUCAUUAGAUAAAUCUCAAGACUUGCUGACUGAAAAAAAUAUUUCUAGUGAUUCAAUAAGUAAUGAUAAAAUAAAACCAGAAACAAUAAAUCCAGAUGAUGAUAAACGACAACAUUUGUGUAAAACUAAUUUCCAACAACGACAUAUAAAUGAAAAUACUAAAAAAUCAAAUGGAUCCUUUAUUGAAUUUAUGUGCCGAAUUGUUGAGUUAGAAACUAAUAAUGUUAAUGAAAUGAAUACUGAUGACUUGAUAGAAGAAAAUCGACAUCAAUUAAGUUAUAAUAAAACUACUGAAGAUGAAAUAAUUAAUGAUGAUUUUGAUUUCAACAAAAUUAAUCUCUAUUCACCGAAAUUUGAACACGUUGAUAAAAUAUUGAAUAAAUUCGAUGAAAAGAUGAAAACUUUUUCAGAGAAUGCGAAUAAAUUGGUUAAUAUAUUUUCUCAAAUUGUAGUCUGUAAUAAUAAUAGCAAUAUUAAUUUAAAAAUAACUAAAAGUGAUACUAGAGAAAAAAAUUUUGAUGGAGUGGAGUUAUCAUUUAAAGCGCAAACAAGAAAUUUAAGUCCAGAAACAACUAUUACUAGUGAAUCGCUUAAGCCAGCUGAAAGAUUUUCAACUCCAUUGAAUAAUUAUUCUGUUAAUAUUGAUGCAAAAAAUAUUUCUAAUGACAUUGAAGAACUUCCAACGCCUAUUAUCAAACCUGAUAUCAAUAAUGAUUCAAAAGUUUUUAUAACAAGGAAUAAGCUUUCUCUAUCAGCAAGUACUAUAGAAAAUUGUGAUAAAGUUACUGCUCAUGAUAAAUCCGAAAUUGAACUUCAUUUAUCAGAAACUCUUCAAAAGAUACAAAAACAAAUUAACGAAAAAAGACAUUCAGAUGAAUGUCAUGAUUUCUCUUAUAACGAUAAUGUUAAAAAAUUUGACUGUCAACAAGAGACUGAAGUAAAUUAUAAAGUUCUUGAAAAUAGUUUUAAUAUAACUAAUCAAAAAAUAUGUGGCAACAAGAAAAAACAAUUUGAAACUACAAAAUCUUCCUUUUCAAAUGAAAAAACACUAUCUAAAAGUGUUAAGUUACGACAAAGUUCUAAAAAUACUCCAUUAGAAAUAAAUCAAAAUGUAGAACCUGAUUAUGUGGAAGUGAAUUUAGUUGUUGAUUCAUCUAAAGACGAUCUUCGAGAUCGUACUUCUUUUGAUGUUUCAGGAAUUUACUCUGAAAGUUUUGAAACAGCUUCUUUUUCUGAAAAUGAAAAUACAUUAGAUGAACUUAAAAAUUCAAAUGAUGAUAAAAUUGAAAAUUUCGAAUUGAAUAAAGAAAACCAUGGAGAAUUUGAACCUUGUUUAUCGAUUGAUUGUGAAAAAAAUAAUACAAAUCUCUAUAAUGUAAUUGAAGAAUUAAAAGAUAAAUCACAAACUGGUGAAAAAAUAAUACCUAUUUCUGAUAAUAAAAAAAAUUCAAUAGAUAUAGCAAAUAGCUUAAAUUUAAGCAUUCAAUCAUCGACUAAACAAAGUGAAGAUAAAAAACAAACAUCAUCAUUAUCUUUAAAAUCAUUUCAAUUACUAGAAAAGAUCCCAUCGGUUGAAAUAUUACAAGAAAAAAAGGAAAAAAAUAGUUCAGGUGAAUAUUCAGAAGGUGAAUUACCUCUGCCGUUUUCGUUGGGUGAAGUAAGAGUAAAUGGUACUCCUGAUUCACAAGAAAAUGAAAAUUCAAAUUAUUAUCAGAACUUAACUGAUCAAAUACAUAAUAUUUUGAAUUCAUCACUCAAAAGUCUUGGUGAAAUAUUAAACUCCAAUGGGGACUCAACAUCCAGUAAGGAAAAAAAAUUCAUAUUACUUGAACAUUUGAUAGCUAAAAUAUAA